AUGACUUUGUGUUUCAUGGAACUCUACACCAGAGGACAGGGAGGGGCUUCCUACUUGACUGUGUUCUACUGGCUGGUGAACCUGAAGUGGACGGUAGUGUUUCUGGGUAUCACCUACAUCCAGCAGUCAGUCCGCGCCAAGGAGAACAACGGGGGGCGCUACAGUGAGACGCACAUGGAGAACGUCAAGGUCCUGGCCAGGCUCUUUCCCCUGUACCUCUUGCAGAUACUGUACCGAGCCUGCAUCACUCAGAUUCCAUCAGGUUACUACAUUCAGACCAUGAACUCUAACCUGCACCUGAACAGCUUCCUCCUGCCCAUCGGUGCCAUGAACGUCAUCAGCAUCCCACGUCUGCUGCUGCUGGCCCCUCUCAUGGAGUGUGUCACCUCCUGCUACCUGUCCAUGGAGAAAACACCCUUCUCCCCCGCCACUCUCUCAGUGCUGGGUCAUGUGUGUGCGGCCCAGUCUGUCCUGGUAGUGGGCCUGUCUCAGGUCCACAGGAAGGGCUAUCCUCUGACGGAGCAGGCACUGUCAGGGAAGGUGCUCCAGGUGUCCUCCAUGGCCUGCUUCCAGCUGGCUCCCCAGUACAUCCUACUGGGGCUGGCUGAGGCCCUCAUCACCCCUGCCUGCUCUGUGAUCUCCUUCCACCUGACACCCAGUCAUAUCAGAGGCAUCUCCCUGCACUUCCUCUCCCUGUGGAUAUACUGCUACAUAGAUGACUGGAAAUAG
Coregonus clupeaformis (lake whitefish) is the source of this 729-nucleotide messenger RNA. RefSeq names its product solute carrier family 15 member 5-like. Gene Ontology annotation, biological process: transmembrane transport. Lineage: Eukaryota; Metazoa; Chordata; Actinopteri; Salmoniformes; Salmonidae. Gene Ontology annotation, molecular function: transmembrane transporter activity. The transcript has 6 exons. Gene Ontology annotation, cellular component: membrane. The coding region runs from base 1 to 729 and encodes 242 amino acids. The record is from RefSeq and is a predicted model, not a curated record.